Messenger RNA from Tachysurus fulvidraco (yellow catfish), 3234 nucleotides. It is a transcript of the gene treh, whose product is annotated as trehalase (brush-border membrane glycoprotein). The transcript is spliced from 15 exons. NCBI's taxonomy places the organism in Eukaryota, Metazoa, Chordata, Actinopteri, Siluriformes, Bagridae. The record is from RefSeq and is a predicted model, not a curated record. Gene Ontology annotation, molecular function: alpha,alpha-trehalase activity. Gene Ontology annotation, biological process: trehalose catabolic process. The coding region runs from base 288 to 2033 and encodes 581 amino acids.
UUUUAUUCUUGUUAUUUUUUUACUGAAGUGUUCUGUAUUUUCUUUCAACAUCCACAUAAAAGCAGGGGAACAUAAUUAAGUAUAAAUUGAUCUACAAAUAUGGUGGACUUUGUAGAAGUUUUAAUAGGGUAGAUUCAUUCUGGUAUGAGCAAAGGAAAAAAAAACACCUGAGAGUAACUACUUGAAUUUAUAACCUGUCAUGUGAGUCAUAGAUAAUUUUAGAUAAGCUGGCCUUGGCUACUUCGUUACUAUAGACCGCGGACACCGUUGGAAGGUUCUGGCUUCUUAUGAGAAUGUUCUGGCUGUGUGGGGGAAUUGCUUUUCUUUUUUUAUGUCAUGGAGCUGCUCUUGUUCCACCUUGUGACAGUGAGAUCUAUUGCACAGGAGAACUGUUAAGACAGGUACAGUUGGCCAAACUUUUUGAUGACAACAAGGCCUUUGUGGAUAUGAAAUUGAUUGCAACACCCGAUAUUGUUUUAGAUGCCUUCUCCUCCCUAAAACAAAAGUUUCCAAAUGGUACUGUUCCACCUUCAGAUCUACAAGUGUUUGUUAAUACACACUUUGAAAACAGUGGUAAAGAGUUUGAGACAUGGAGUCCUCCAGACUGGCAUGACAAGCCAAAAUUGCUGUCCAAGAUCUCUGACCCAAAACUUCGCAACUGGGCUGAGCAGUUGCACGGUUUGUGGAAAUCGCUUGGUAGAAAGGUCAGUAAUGAUGUGAGAGACAAUCCUCAAAUGUAUUCUUUGAUAUACUGCCCAAAUCCGGGCAUUGUACCAGGUGGACGUUUCACUGAGUUUUACUACUGGGAUUCAUAUUGGGUAAUAAAUGGUCUCAUAUUAUCUGAAAUGAUGGAAACAGCCGGGGGAAUGAUUAAAAACUUCCUACACAUGGUGGAGAGGUAUGGUUUUGUACCAAAUGGUGGGAGAAUCUACUAUGAGCGGCGUAGCCAGCCACCCUUCCUACCUCUAAUGGUGGAGAGUUACUAUGAGGCCACUAAAGACAAAGAGUUUCUCAGGAAGGCUUUACCACUGUUGGAAACUGAGUACAGUUUUUGGAUGCAAAACCGCUCUGUAGUUGUGGAAGUGAAUGCUGUCAAGCAUGUCAUGAAUCGUUAUUAUGUACAAGUUGGCCAGCCCAGGCCAGAAUCGUAUGCACAAGAUGCAGAGCUGGCAGAGGGAUUACCUGCAGAGGCUCAGGAGAUGCUAUGGGCCGAACUUAAAGCAGCAGCUGAGUCUGGUUGGGAUUUUUCCUCACGCUGGUACAUUAACAAUUUUGGCCAAAAGAGUGGCUCAUUUAGGGACACUAGGACUAACUCCAUCGUGCCUGUCGAACUCAAUGCUCUCAUUUGUCGCAAUGAGCGUGUAUUGGCCACCUUCCAUAGAAUUCUGGGUGAUGAGGAAAAAGCACUUGUAUAUGACAGUGCAGUCUCUUCCAGGAUGAAGGCUAUAGAGAGUGUUUUAUGGGAUGCAAAUCAGGGAGCAUGGUUUGAUUAUAAUUUGUUGAGCAGCACCAGGAAUCCAGCCUUCUAUCCAACUAACCUAAGUCCUCUCUGGGCACAGUGUUAUUCUCAGCUAGAGAUGGGACAACAGGCACUACAGUAUUUGAGAGGAAGUGGUGGUCUGGACUACCCCAAUGGUGUUCCCACCUCUCUGAGUCAGAGUGGGCAGCAAUGGGAUAUGCCUAACGCCUGGCCUCCACUCCAGCACAUGCUCAUAGAAGGUCUGUCGCAGCUUGACUUGAUAGAAGCCAAAGAUCUUGCCUCUGAUUUGGCUCAACGGUGGAUUCAAACAAAUUGGCUGGCUUAUGUUAAAUAUGAUGCUAUGUUUGAAAAGUAUGAUGUCAAUGGAGACGGCAAACCUGGAGGAGGUGGUGAAUAUGAAGUUCAGCUGGGGUUUGGAUGGACCAAUGGUGUUGCACUACAGCUGCUGGACAAAUAUGGGAAUAGGCUGAGCUCUGGUGGAAGUGUACUAGGUUAUGGCCUUUUGAUUGGACUAAUUUACCCACUUGUAAAUACCAUAUUUUGCUAUGCAUGAUUCUAAGCAUUAUAUUUGGAAAAAAGGGCAUCUUGAAUAUUACAAAUUUAGAAUUCCAUUUAAGUCAGUAUGCUUGCUUGUUCAGGUUGUCUGGAAAAAACAAUAUAUAUUACAGAAUACAUUAUAUUACAGAACAUGAUUGUGUAUGUAUGCGUGUGUGUGUAUAUUGUGUGUGUAUAUAUCUUAGCUUUGUUUCCUAUCCAAACAAUGACACCUGCAACAGUUGAUUACAAACCUGAGUUUACCUACUCUUAGGGGGGAAAAGAAAGACUGUAUAUGUUAACGAACAAGUUGUUUUCACAGAUUAUAUUUCAUUAUAAUAAGUAGAGAAAUGGCAAUAGCAUUUGUGAUAGAUGUUGUGGAUAAAUUGAAAAAAAAUAUUUUUGUUUAACCCAAAAAUUAUUUACACACUAUGCAUAAUAUUGAUAAUUUUGGUUCCUUUAGUUAUUCAACUUUGGCUUCUUUGCCUUUGCAUGUGUAAUGACCUUAUUGGGCUGAUUGUCAAUUGCAUGAUAAGAUAAGUUUAAUUAGUUUAUUAGGAGUAAGGGUUUAUUAAUAUACCACUGUGGCAGUACCUUUGGUAGGAAUGGUGCUUUAUGUGUAAGCUUGAGAUGUCACAGUUUUGACUAGCUUAUGUCCCCACAAUGGCAAACUAACUUUUUCAUGCACAGUGCUCCCUCAUGAACAUUUAUGGUAGGUGAAGACUGGGUUAUAGCUUAGUCUAUUUAAAUCUCUAGAUGUUGUUUAUAGUGCCAGGGGCUUAUGCCUAGUGAUUCACAUGAUAUUGAUAAAACUUUUCACAUGCCUGAAUGCAACACCAUAGUAGAGCACAUGCACUUACAAGAUUGUACACUUAACUGCAUGAAACUGCAGGUAUUCUGGAUAAAUUAUCAUCCAAUCAUGCAGCAGAUUUAAAACAAAAUAUAUGCAGAUACACGUCAACAUAUUUCAUUUUCACAACUGAAUAAAAAAAGUGUGAUCUCUGACUUUGAUUGUGGCAUAUUUGUUAUUUGAUCUAAGUCUAAGUCAAGUUAUGGUAAAUCUGUGCCAUGAUGGCCUCCAAUUUUUUGACCUGAUGUUGUCUUCUGUAGUUAUAGCUGUUCCAUUUCAAUGUUUAUGUGUUCUGAGAUGCUUUUUUGCUCAAUACAGUUGUAAAGAUUAUGUGAUUAUGAGUUAUAAUAAACUGCUGAGUCUAGUCAUA